AUGGAAGAUGCCUUUGCCGCGAUCACCAGCUAUAGGCGGCGUAUUAGAAGGCACCACACUGACAAUGAGCGACUGCCCAUUGUCUUCAACGAUUAUAUGAAUUGUUUAAUGGGCGACCCCGAUGAAGAAAAGAUAAAGGCUCUGAUUGACCCGGUUGUGAGGUCUGGAGCCGAGUACUUCGUCAUUGAUGCUGGCUGGUACGCGGAUGACAGCAACUGGUGGGAUGAUGUUGGCUUAUCCAAGGGGCUAGUUCCAGGGGUUUGGCUUGAGCCUGAAGUUGUGGGAGUUCGCAGUGUCGUCGGCCAACGGCUGCCUCGAGAAGCCUUCUUCCACAAGAAUGGGCAGCGGAUUGUCGAAAAGGGAAGGUUCCAGCUCGACUAUCGAUGUGAAAAAGUACGUACCUGGAUGGACAAGGUCGUGCAUCGGCUGGUUGUUGACUAUGGCGUUGGCUACUUCAAAUUCGAUUACAACAUCGACGUUCUGCAGGGAACUGAUGUUCAUGGGCCGUCAUCCGCAGGAGUCGCACAUUUAGAACACCAGCGGGCAUACCUCUCGUGGGUUGAGUCUCUCUUCGAUCGCUAUCCUGAUCUGGUGAUUGAAAGUUGCUCGAGCGGCGCACAACGCCUAGACUACGCAAUGCUGUCCGUACAUCCUUUACAAUCAACGAGCGACCAACAGGAACCUAGUCUUUAUGCCGCCAUCGCAGCAGCUAUCCCGACUGCUGUAACACCUGAACAGAGCGCAUCGUGGGCCUAUCCGCAAUCUGAAUGGCCAGAUGAAAUCAAUGCGUUGACGGUCAUCAAUAGUCUUAUGGGCAGGCCGUCUUGA
Molecule: messenger RNA, 828 nt
Organism: Clonostachys rhizophaga
Lineage: Eukaryota; Fungi; Ascomycota; Sordariomycetes; Hypocreales; Bionectriaceae
Source: the annotation of a GenBank genome assembly